Molecule: messenger RNA, 4130 nt
Organism: Cebus imitator (Panamanian white-faced capuchin)
Lineage: Eukaryota; Metazoa; Chordata; Mammalia; Primates; Cebidae
Gene: MAP9
Product: microtubule associated protein 9
Exons: 14
Coding region: 263-2203 (646 amino acids)
Biological process (GO): regulation of mitotic cytokinesis; mitotic spindle assembly; mitotic cytokinesis
Cellular component (GO): astral microtubule
Molecular function (GO): microtubule binding
Source: RefSeq, a predicted model, not a curated record
ACUUCCUUCGUCUGAUUGGUUGCCCCAGCGACACGUUGGGCCAAGAGCGGUGUUGGGUACCAGAGAGACGGGAAGUCACUUCCUCCCGGAGACGCUGUUUCCUAGCAACCUCCCUCCGCCUCUGUUAUUAGUCCCUCCUCCUCGAUUGGUCCAGGACCUGCUCUGCCGGCGCUGCCAGGCCCAGGCAGGCCAAGCCACUAUCAGAAGUUGAAUUAUUCUAACCAUUAGCUAUUUUAUAAAGGUAAAGAGAUAAAAAUACAGUAUGUCUGAUGAAGUUUUUAGCACCACUUUGGCAUAUACAAAGAGUCCGAAAGUUACCAAAAGAACUACUUUCCAGGAUGAGCUAAUAAGAGCAAUUACAGCUCGCUCAGCCAGACAAAGGAGUUCUGAAUACUCAGAUGACUUUGACAGUGAUGAGAUUGUUUCCUUAGGUGAUUUUUCCGACACUUCAGCAGAUGAAAAUUCAGUUAAUAAAAAAAUGAAUGACUUUCAUAUAUCAGAUGAUGAAGAAAAGAAUCCUUCAAAACUAUCUUUUUUGAAAACCAAGAAACCAAACAGUAACAUAACCAAAGAUGAGCUAGUAUAUGCCAUCAAAAAUGAUGAGGAGACAGCACCUGAAGGGUGUGAAGACAUUGUUGUAAAGUCCUCUGAAUCUCAAAAUAAGGACGAGGAAUUUGAAAAAGACAAAAUAAAAAUGAAACCUAAACCCAGAGUUCGUUCAAUUAAAAGCACAUCUUCAGCGGAAAACAACAGCCUUGACACAGAUGAUCACUUUAAACCAUCACCUCGGCCAAGGACUAUGUUAAAAAAGAAUAGCCACAGAGAGGAGACAGAUGGACUAGAAGAUAAAGAAACUGCCCUCGGUGAAGAAUUGGAGUUACAUUCUUCACCCUCUUCCCUUCCAAUGCCGAAUGGCACACAAUUAGAAGCUGAGAAAAAAGCAUUCUCUGAAAACCUUGAUGCUGAGGAUUCAUGCUUAACAAGUCUAUCAUCGUCAUCUCUUAAACAAAUUCUUGGAGAUUCUUUUUCACCAGGAUCUGACGGAAAUGCAUCCAUAAAAGAUCCAAAUGAAGAAAUCACUGAAAACCAUAAUUCCUUGAAAUCAGAUGAAAAUGAAGAACAUUCGUUUUCAGCAGACCAUGUCACUACUGCAUUUGAGAAAUCCAAGGAAAGUCAGGUGACUGCUGAUGACCUUGAAGAAGAAAAGGAGAAAGCUGAACUGAAUAUGGAUGGUGACAGAACAGUUGAUCCACUGCUAUCUAAAUCUCAGAGUAUCUUAAUACCUGCUAGUUCAACGGUGUCUGCAAAGAAAACAAUUGAAGAUAGAAAUAUGAAGAAUAAAAAGUCAACAAAUAAUAGAGCAUCCAGUGCAUCUGCCAGAUUAAUGACCUCUGAGUUUCUGAAGAAAUCUAGUUCUAAAAGGAGAACUCCACCAACAACUCCCUCUUCUCACUAUUUAGGGACUUUAAAAGUCUUGGACCAAAAACCUUCACAGAAACAGAGCAUAGAAUCUGAUAGAGCAGAUAACAUAAGAGCAGCUGUUUAUCAGGAGUGGUUAGAAAAGAAAAAUGUGUAUUUACAUGAAAUGCACAGAAUAAAAAGAAUUGAAAGUGAAAACUUAAGGAUCCAAAAUGAACAGAAAAGAGCUGCUAAAAGAGAAGAAGCAUUAGCAUCAUUUGAGGCCUGGAAGGCUAUGAAAGAAAAGGAAGCAAAGAAAAUAGCCGCCAAAAAGAGGCUUGAAGAAAAAAACAAGAAGAAAACUGAAGAAGAAAAUGCUGUGAGGAAAGAAGAAGCACUACAGGCUUUUGAAAAAUGGAAAGAGAAAAAGAUGGAAUAUCUUAAAGAGAAAAACAGAAAGGAGAGAGAAUAUGAAAGAGCAAAGAAACAGAAAGAGGAGGAGACUGUUGCCGAGAAAAAGAAAGAUAAUUUAACUGCUGUUGAAAAAUGGAAUGAGAAGAAGGAAGCUUUUUUCAAGCAAAAGGAAAAGGAAAAAAUAAAUGAGAAAAGAAAAGAAGAACUGAAAAGAGCUGAGAAAAAAGAUAAGGAUAAACAAGCUAUUGAUGAAUAUGAAAAAUGGCUGGAAAAUAAGGAAAGGCAGGAAAGAAUUGAACGAAAACAAAAGAAACGUCAUUCCUUUCUUGAAAGUGAGGCACUUCCUCCAUGGAGCCCUCCAAGCAGAACCGUGUUUGCAAAAGGAUUUUGAUAAUUCUAGUUCUUACAUUAUUUAGUAAUUUAUCGAUUUGCCAAUAUUAGCCACAGAUUUAAAACCAUUCAAUUAUUUAUAGUUAGAGGAAUGUAUUUUACUUAAAUGCCAGGCACUUCUGCUGACAAAGAGAUAUUUUGGAGUGUAAUCAGUGAAAGCAUUUUUUGAACUGUAGAAAAACUGACUCAAAUGAAGACCUAAUAAUCAGAUUGCUUUUACCAUUAAGAUACAAAAUUUAAUCAUGUCCUGAUAAUUCUUAUAGUGGAAUGAUUCAUGAUCUUUUUCACUAAGCUCUGUAUGUUAUUUAAGUAUAUUUAAUUCCAGUAAUAAAAAGGAAACCAUCUAGGUACCAUAAUGAUAGAAAUGAUUCCGUUUGUGGAUGAUUGUGAAUCUAGAUUCAGGUUUUGAAAUGAGUGGUCGCUAGGAAGUAUGCAUGUAGUAUUCCUUCUGAAACUGAUGUUUAGCUCAAAGCAGUUGCAUUUGUACUGUACAAGUUAGAAUUUUGAUCAGCUGAGGCAGUAGUUCAGCAGAACUCUAAUCAUCAAAGCUUUUUAUUUAAGAACUUUGCCUUAUGUUUUAAUAUGAGUAUACUUUAUCUGUUCCAGGCUCAUGUGACAAUCGUAGGCACUAUAAUGAGUCCACCUCUGAAAUUUUUCUUUCUGAAUUCUAUCUCACUUUAUUAUUUCAGUGACACAAAAAGACAUUAAUGUCACAGAAGUGACAUACUUAUGUAUUAUGGAAAUUCCACAGGAGUUCAAGGUUAUCACUAUAAUUAUUUUCCAGACUAAAGCCAUAAAGGUGAUUUAGGCAAUUAUUGUAUUCUUAGCUAGUCCAGUUUUAUAGCUUAUAUUCAGAAGACAGCUGUAUGGGAAGGUAAAUAUGUUGACAAUGUCCACAAAACGUUUAUUUAUUUAUUUAUUUGAUCUCUGCAUGUUCUUGUAUUAAUUGGUCUCAUACUUGACAUGGUCAUCUAGUUUAACAUAGACCAAGUGUAUGCUCUUGGAGUUGAAAUGCAGCAUUAGUCAAUAAUGCAAUGCAGAGAUGAUAGAUGAGAAUACACAGUUACUAUUUAUUGAGAAUCUAAUAUAUAAUAUAUACUGGAUCUUUACAAAUGUAUUUAACAUCUUUAUAACAACUUUUCAGGGUAGGUGUUAUUAGCUUCACCUUACAGAUAAAAAUAGUGACACUCAAGAUAAAUCAAGUAACUUGCCAUUCCAUUUGGAGUAUGCCUGAAUUGGGAUCAAACAGGAUUCAGUCUGUCUUACUGAAUCUGCUUCUUUCUGGAAUCCCUGUGCUCUUUUUCACACUUCUGUGUGGCCUCAGAGACUGCUAAGUUCAGUCAAGACCUCUGCGUAUUAUCAACGUCACAAACACGUUUUAACAUUUAGAGCCUAAAAUCAGGUACUGUUAUCCAGAGAUGAUCUUUCUCUACCGAAAUAGCUGUUUUGUUGUUAGAGAUAGUGGGUGUCAUUAAAUCUAUAAAAUGGAAUAAAAAAUUCGUAAGAUUUAAGGAGUUACUUAGACAUCUUAUACCUACUAUCAGAAUAUCAGAAAACUCAGCACGUUAUGUGACAAAGGCUUUGAGAUGGUCACUCCAGACGUUCCACACACUGAGCAUCAGCCUUCUUGCUGCAGUGCAUGCACAAGACAAGAAAGAUGUCAUAAACGGCUUUGUAAGAUUGUAUCAGUACCAUAGACAAUUAAAAGAAAUUUCAUAGGUAAAACUAGAAGUCUUUUUAUAUGGCCAGAAGUAUAAUACUUUAUGAAAUUGAACUAGUUAUCAGCAAUCUGUAGUAUCAGCAUGGAAUUUAGGACAUCUCUUACUCAUUUCUGUAACCCCCAUAGUAUCAAACACAGUGCCUGCCAAAAUAGAUUAAGUGUUUAUUGUAUUAGCUAUUUAGACCUAAAAAGAUAUUUGCAAACUUCA